Enhydra lutris kenyoni (northern sea otter) is the source of this 602-nucleotide messenger RNA. Its product is annotated as RUN and FYVE domain-containing protein 1-like. The transcript is spliced from 3 exons. Lineage: Eukaryota; Metazoa; Chordata; Mammalia; Carnivora; Mustelidae. Gene Ontology annotation, cellular component: cytoplasm. The record is from RefSeq and is a predicted model, not a curated record. The coding region runs from base 10 to 579 and encodes 189 amino acids. Gene Ontology annotation, biological process: regulation of endocytosis; protein transport.
GCGGCCAACAUGGCCGACGGGGAAGACGGCUGCCCGGUGGGGCGGGAGCCGGGACCGGAGCCGGGAGAAGAGUUCGAGAUCGUGGACCGGAGCCAGGUGCCUAGCCCUGGCGAACUGCGCAGCGCGGCCAAGCCGCGGACCGGGCCGGAGGGCUGGUCGGCGCCCAUCCUGACCCUGGCGCGAAAGGCCACCGGCAACCUGUCGGCGAGUUGCGGGAGCGCGCUGCGCGCGGCCGCGGGGCUGGGCGGCGCGGACAGCGGCACGGACGGGACGGCGCGUGCAGCUUCCAGGUGCCAGAUGAUGGAGGAGCGUGCCAACUUGAUGCACAUGAUGAAACUCAGCGUCAAAGUCUUGCUGCAGUCCGCCCUGAGCCUGGGCCGCAGCCUGGAUGCGGACCAUGCCCCCUUGCAGCAGUUCUUCGUAGUGAUGGAGCACUGCCUCAAACACGGGCUGAAAGUUAAGAAGAGUUUUAUUGGCCAAAAUAAAUCUUUCUUCGGUCCUUUGGAGCUGGUGGAGAAACUUUGCCCAGAAGCAUCGGAUAUAGCCACUAGCGUCAGAAACCUGCCAGAAUUAAAGUGAGUGAGAAGUAGCUAACACUGAUU